Messenger RNA from Myxozyma melibiosi, 922 nucleotides. Its product is annotated as glycolipid transfer protein domain-containing protein. Gene Ontology annotation, biological process: intermembrane lipid transfer. The transcript is spliced from 5 exons. Gene Ontology annotation, molecular function: lipid transfer activity. Gene Ontology annotation, cellular component: cytoplasm. The record is from RefSeq and is a predicted model, not a curated record. Lineage: Eukaryota; Fungi; Ascomycota; Lipomycetes; Lipomycetales; Lipomycetaceae. Bases 200 to 796 code for a protein of 198 amino acids.
CGGCGUCGUCGUUGAACGCAAACGCGGCCCGACGCGCUUCACGAAAGUUUAGAGUUUGUGUUAUGCUGAGCGAGCCGCGUCCUUUCAAAUAAUCACCAGCGUGUCCAUCUCGAUAGCUUGACCGUUAUACAUCUGUAUACUAUCUCUCUUUGUUCGUCAGUCAGUCCUUUUCCUUUAUCCUGUACAGUCAAUUGCCGUCAUGUCUGGAUCCACUUUCUUUACUACCAUGAAGCGCUCCUUUGCCGACGUCCCCGUCGCCGAUGGCAAAGUGAGUACCACUGAGUUUCUCGAGGCCGCCGAAUCCCUUGUCUCGUUAUUCGAUCUUUUGGGCUCAGCGGCAUUCAGCGUUGUGCAGAAGGAUAUGACUGGAAAUAUCAAGAAAAUCAGAGACCGACAGACCGCUCAACCCGCCGUCUCGGUAUCGCUCCAAGAUAUCGUGCUCUCCGAGAAAGUCGAGAAGAACAAGACUGCCACUCAGGGGCUGUUGUGGCUCACUCGCGGUCUGCAAUUCACUGCGGUUGCUUUACGGAAGAACAUUGACUCAGACGAGGAGCUCACUGAGAGUUUCACCAGCGCUUACAAUGAGACUUUGAUCAAGUUCCACAGUAUAGUCGUUCGCCCUAUCUUCAAGUUGGCCAUGAAAGCCACUCCUUAUAGAAAAGACUUUUACGCCAAGCUGGGCAGCGACUUUGCCGUCGUCAAGGAGCAGCUGCUAAUCUGGCUCGCUGCCCUUGAGAACAUCGUCAAGAUCAUCCAGGACUUUUACGCCUCUGGAAACUACGGCAAGGGCCUUUGAAUUAGACGUCUAAAGAAAGCUUUGUUUGGUUGAGGUUCAACUCGGUACGAUUGCUAGCAGGACUUUGUAGUUUCUUUUGAUUGCCGUUUUUGGAUGCCUUUAAUAGUAUAUACAAGACUCUCGCUA